Dentiscutata erythropus is the source of this 606-nucleotide messenger RNA. Lineage: Eukaryota; Fungi; Glomeromycota; Glomeromycetes; Diversisporales; Gigasporaceae. The record is from the annotation of a GenBank genome assembly.
AUGUCUAGGACAAUAUCCUUAAAGUUAGAAUUUAAAAAAACUAAAACAGUUCAAUCUUACGGAAUAGAUAAUGAAGCAAAAGUUAAAUGUAUUACUUAUCUACUUAUAAAGUGGAUUAUUUGUAAUCAACAGCCUUUUAUGGUCGUCGAAGAUCCUAGUUUCGUUGAAUUUAUUAAAGAACUUGAUGAAUAUCAUCCAACUUUAGAAGAUCUUCAUUUAAUAUUCACAACAAUUAAUAGAUCUUUUGACGAAAUUAUCUAUAAUACAAGUGAAGAAACUACAACUAAGCUCGUCACAACGGUUAUGGCAAUUAAAUUUGAUGAGUAUUGGCAAAAAUUAGAUCAAUCAUCCUUUAUAAUUGCUUCACUCAAUCCAAAUGUUAAGCUUUCAUUAUACAACACAGAAAAACAAUAUAAGGCUCAAGAAUAUAUGAAAAACCUUUAUUCAAAAUAUAAUACCUCUAAUACUAGCUCAUCAUCCAAAAUGAAUACUGUACAAUUAACUUCACGCGAUUAUUUCAAGAAGGCUUUUAAGCAUUCGUUUAAUUCUCCUGGUGUAGCAAGUGAAUUACAAAACUAUCUUAAGUUAGCAGAAGUUGAUUGUGAG